This is a messenger RNA of Soboliphyme baturini, 2118 nucleotides long. The record is from the annotation of a GenBank genome assembly. Lineage: Eukaryota; Metazoa; Nematoda; Enoplea; Dioctophymatida; Soboliphymatidae.
AUGUUACUCGCUUCCCUGGCGUUCGCACAGUCGCAGCGGAUCCUGCAGCAACCGGCAGACACCAAGGCGGUCAUCGGGGCUACCGUCCUGCUGCGUUGUCAAGUGGAGAACCAAAUUAGCGCCAUCACGUGGACCAAGAACAAGUUCAUUCUUGGAUCAUCCCGGUCUCUGCCCGCUUAUCCGCGCUACUCAAUGGUCGGCUCCAGCGUCAAGGGUGAAUAUCAUCUAGAAAUAAAAAACGUGUCUUUAUCUGACGAUGCCGUUUACCAAUGCACCCUGGCCAAAGGGGUCGACCAACCGGAGGAAUCGUCGCAGCCCGUGCGACUCACCGUUAUCGUGCCACCCACCUACGUGCAGCUCGCUAACAACAGCGUGCCAGCGUCAGUGAAUGAGGACGACGAACAGCUGAUCAGCUGUACUUCAGGGAAUGCGAGACCGGCGGCCAGCAUCCAAUGGAAAGUGUCCUCGACAGCCAACGGUUCAGAGCCGUCUCGCCUUUUGGACAACGAUCACGACUCCAAGGUACAGGCUAAGAAGCAUGGCUUCCUCUACUCUACCACUAGCACAAUCAGGCGAGUAUUUUUCCUACUUUACACUAGCUUUGACUUUGAUCUUUUCCUGCCGAAAGCAGCUGACGAUGGUCAUUUCAUUGUUUGCGAGGUACGUCACGAAGCACUUGAAUCACCACUGACAUCCGCUACCAAACUGAAUAUCCGAUACAGACCGAAAGUCAGCGUGAAAUUAGUACACAGCCAGUCGGAAUCAGGGGAGAAAACUUCUUGGCUGGUUUGCGACGCAGAAGGCAAACCGAACGAAACGAUGCGAUACGAAUGGCGCAUGGAUAACAAGAUUUUGAAAAACGCGAAAUCGUCGCAGCUUCAUUUACCUGACGCUGCGGAUCAGAAGGAAGGCACGGAGUACAUCUGCACAGCUACCAACUCUGUUGGCUCCGGAAACGGAUCUUUCUCCGUUACUUCUCGCCAUGCUCCAAAGGCACUUCAGAAAGAUACCACGAUUAAAGUCGUAGACGAAGGCAGCACGGUCACAUUGGAGUGCAAAAUGGACGGAAACCCGCCACCUACUAUCACCUGGAACAAAUUAGGAGAAAACAGGGUGCUGCACAAAGGUUCACAAUUUGUCAUAGAAAAAGUGCGAACGGACCACCAAGGAAAUUAUCGUUGCGAUGGAUUUGUACCCGGUUUUCCAGUCCAAAGUCUGAACUUCGUUUUGAAUGUCAAUGGUCCGCCUUCGGUAAAUAUUGUUAGCAGCUUGUGGAAUAGCGAGCAGCGCAGUGCGGAGAUCGUUUGUGCCGUCGUUGCUCAUCCAGCUGUAAAGUCGAUUCAGUGGCUCAGAAAUCAACAGCCAAUCGAUUUCAGAAUGAGUAAAAACAAUUUUGAAAAAUACGAACUGCCAAAAGCAGGUGACGUCGUGUACAGUAAAUUGAAGGUGUACAAAUUGGACAGCGACGAACUUGGCGUUUUCAACUGCACCGCAUACAACGACUACGGUUCUAACUCGUCAUCCGCGCAGCUUUACUUGAAUGAUAAUAUGUCACUGUACGUGAUGGUGCCCGGUGUGGUGGGUGGUUGCGUGGCGAUACUGAUAUUGGCGUUUGCCCUGAUCUUGAUGAACCACAAGCAUCUCUGCGGCUCGAAGAUGUCCGUGCAAAGUGAUGUACAAAGUGAUUUUACGAUCAAGGUUGAGGCACUGGACGGCAACGGCUUGCCUCUGCCGUAUUACUGUGAUCUGUACGGUGAAAACGCAGAUGGUGUGGAGAUACUAAGAAACAAAAAAAACGGACAGCUACCUCAAAUGAGGUACGCGGAUGAUACCGCCUUAUUGAAUGAAACGAACCAUGUCAACGGUGGACCAAACUAUACAUUUACGCACCAUAACCACUCUCUGACAUCCCCGAAUUCGACGUUCUUCACAAACGAUUUGGUUUCGGUACCCUAUCGGUCAUUGGCGAGCUACUGUGACCAGAAUUACCUAUUGGGGUUCGUGCCAAUGCAACUCGAAACGCUGGCUGAGGUGCCAACCCCGGACGCGGCCGAUGAACAGCGCGAGAUGGCCUCUUACAUGCCUAGGUGUCCCAGUCAGUCUUCUACCCAUGUGUAA